AUGACAGAGGCUCAUGUUGGCUUUAUCCUAACAAGAACAAAUAAGACACCGAGUGCAACUGCAAGGAUUAAUGUACUGAUCAACCAUCUGUGGAAAAAGAAACAGGAGACGGAUAUCAAUGUAAAGUUGAGGAGAGAAGUUCAAGAAAAAGAGUUGAGCGUCCCUUUUUAUAAGAAAACACAAUCUGCUCUUGUCAUUACUGUGGUAUUUCAGUUUCUUAAGGCUUUCUUCCUUUACUAUAUUUGGUUAUUAGAGUGUAUUUACUGCUUAACUAGUGUCGGUGUUACAAUUAUGACAUCAAGUCAUAAAUUAGCUUUAGGACUUCCUACUAAAUUAGCUCCAUAUCGAUCUGACACAGUUUACCUGGCAUUGAAGAAGUUUUUAAGAGGAAGAAUUGAAGAUUUGAGAUUAGGAAUGAAGAUUCGUGAGAACUUGUGUAGGUUUUGUUUAUUGAGAAAGGAUUUUGUAUCAAAGUUUGAUCAGGCUCCUACACUGAACUACUACUGCUAUUUAUAUUAUUUUGGAUCGGGAAAAUUAUAUGACUGGGAUUAG
Messenger RNA from Phycomyces blakesleeanus NRRL 1555(-), 552 nucleotides. RefSeq lists its product as hypothetical. Bases 1 to 552 code for a protein of 183 amino acids. The transcript has 6 exons. Lineage: Eukaryota; Fungi; Mucoromycota; Mucoromycetes; Mucorales; Phycomycetaceae. The record is from RefSeq and is a predicted model, not a curated record.